AUGCUGGCAACGCGACAGGUCCAGAGGCAGGUCCUCACUCGCUCGCGGGUGAUGGCUAACAUGCCCCUUCGACGCACCAUGGCGACCGUGACCGAUUUGCCCUUGGAUAGAAAGGUCAAACAAAACAAUCUGGAAGAAGGCAACUUCAUCAACUACAAGAAGAUGUCCGAGAACCUGGCCAUCGUCCGAAGCCGACUCAAUCGCCCACUCACCUAUGCUGAGAAGAUCGUCUACUCUCAUCUCGACGACCCCCAUGGCCAGGAGAUUGAGCGUGGCAAGUCUUAUCUCAGACUGCGACCGGAUCGUGUUGCUUGCCAGGAUGCCACUGCUCAGAUGGCCAUCCUGCAGUUCAUGUCUGCCGGUAUGCCUUCCGUGGCCAACCCUGCGACUGUUCACUGCGAUCACUUGAUUGAGGCACAAAUCGGUGGUGUUAAGGAUCUUGAGCGGGCUGUUAGCAUCAAUAAGGAAGUAUACGACUUUUUGUCUUCUGCCUGCGCCAAAUAUAACAUUGGUUUCUGGAAGCCUGGCUCUGGAAUCAUCCACCAGAUCCUCCUCGAGAACUACGCUUUUCCCGGUGGCUUGCUGAUCGGAACUGACUCGCACACUCCCAACGCCGGCGGUUUGGGCAUGUGUGCCAUCGGUGUCGGUGGUGCUGAUGCUGUCGACGUUAUGGCCAACCUUCCAUGGGAACUGAAGGCACCCAAGGUGAUUGGUGUCAAGCUCACUGGUGAAAUGUCUGGCUGGACUUCACCUAAGGACAUCAUUCUCAAAGUUGCCGGUAUUCUCACUGUCAAGGGUGGAACUGGUGCCAUCGUUGAGUAUCACGGCCCUGGUGUGAAUGGUAUCUCAGCCACUGGCAUGGGGACCAUCUGUAACAUGGGAGCUGAGAUUGGUGCCACCACCUCUGUCUUCCCCUUCAACGACCGAAUGUACGACUACCUCGUAGCCACCAAGCGCAAGGAUAUCGGUGACUUCUCCCGAGUUUACGCCAAGGAGCUUCGUGAGGACGAGGGCGCCGAGUACGACCAGCUCAUCGAGAUCAACCUGUCCGAACUUGAGCCUCACAUCAACGGCCCCUUCACCCCCGAUUUGGCCACCCCGAUCUCCAAGUUCAGCGAAGCUGUCAAGGCCAACAACUGGCCGGAAGAGCUUAAGGUUGGCUUGAUCGGAUCGUGCACAAACUCGUCGUACGAGGACAUGUCCCGUGCUGCCUCCAUCGCUCGUGACGCCCUUAACCACGGAAUCAAGUCCAAGGCCGCCUUCACCGUGACGCCUGGUUCUGAGCAAAUUCGUGCCACCAUUGCCCGUGAUGGUCAGAUGCAGACCUUGGAGGAGUUUGGUGGUAUGGUUCUCGCUAACGCUUGCGGUCCUUGCAUUGGUCAGUGGGAUCGUAGGGAUAUGAAGAAGGGCGAGGCCAACUCAAUCAUUUCGUCCUACAACCGUAAUUUCGUUGGACGCAAUGACGGCAACCCUGCUACCCACUCUUUUGUUACUUCACCUGAUUUGGUCGUUGCCCUCAGUAUUGCCGGCUCCCUGCACUUCAACCCCUUGACCGACAAGCUGAAGGACAAGGAUGGCAACGAAUUCAUGCUCCAGCCGCCUAGUGGUGAUGGUCUUCCCUCUCGAGGAUACGACCCCGGCCAGGACACCUACCAAGCUCCCCCCGCAGAUCGCACCACCGUUCAGGUCCAGGUUUCCCCCACCUCAGACCGUUUGCAGACCCUCUCUCCCUUCAAGGCUUGGGAUGGCAAAGAUGCCAUGGACAUGCCCAUUCUCAUCAAGACCCAGGGCAAGACCACGACUGAUCACAUCUCAAUGGCUGGGCCUUGGCUAAAGUAUCGUGGUCACCUGGACAACAUCUCGAACAAUAUGCUGAUCGGUGCCGUCAACGACACCAACGGCGAAGUAAACAAGGUCAGGAACUUUACCAAUGGGGAGUGGGACGCUGUGCCGGCUACCGCUCGUGACUACAAGUCCAAGGGCAUCAAGUGGGUUGUUAUUGGCGAUUGGAACUACGGCGAGGGUUCUUCCCGAGAACACGCUGCCCUCGAGCCCCGUCACUUGGGCGGCAUUGCCAUCAUCACCCGAUCCUUCGCUCGUAUCCAUGAGACCAACUUGAAGAAGCAGGGUAUGCUGCCUCUCACGUUCGCCGACCCUGCCGACUACGACAAGAUCACAGGUGAUGACAAGGUCGACAUUCUCUGCACUGAGCUGGCUGUUGGCAAGCCCAUUACAAUGGUUGUGCACCCUGCCGAUGGAAGUGAACCUUUUAACGUGAAGUUGAAUCAAACAUUCAAUGAGCCGCAAAUCGAGUGGUUCAAGAACGGAAGCGCAUUGAAUACCAUGGCCAAGGCGCACGCCAAGUCGUCAUAA
Messenger RNA from Pseudomassariella vexata, 2373 nucleotides. Its product is annotated as aconitase family-domain-containing protein. The record is from RefSeq and is a predicted model, not a curated record. Gene Ontology annotation, cellular component: cytosol; mitochondrion. The transcript has 5 exons. Lineage: Eukaryota; Fungi; Ascomycota; Sordariomycetes; Amphisphaeriales; Pseudomassariaceae. Gene Ontology annotation, biological process: tricarboxylic acid cycle. Bases 1 to 2373 code for a protein of 790 amino acids. Gene Ontology annotation, molecular function: aconitate hydratase activity; 4 iron, 4 sulfur cluster binding.